Messenger RNA from Sorghum bicolor (sorghum), 1289 nucleotides. Its product is annotated as dolichol-phosphate mannosyltransferase subunit 1. Gene Ontology annotation, molecular function: dolichyl-phosphate beta-D-mannosyltransferase activity. NCBI's taxonomy places the organism in Eukaryota, Viridiplantae, Streptophyta, Magnoliopsida, Poales, Poaceae. Gene Ontology annotation, cellular component: endoplasmic reticulum membrane. The transcript has 8 exons. Gene Ontology annotation, biological process: GPI anchor biosynthetic process; protein O-linked glycosylation via mannose. Bases 259 to 987 code for a protein of 242 amino acids. The record is from RefSeq and is a predicted model, not a curated record.
CCACGAAGUCUACGCAGGCCUAAACCCAUUCACACGCAUGCCCAUGGGGACUUGAGCCCGGCCAUCCUGCCUUCGUCUCGCCGGCUUCGUCCUCCCCCCUCUGCAACGGCGGCUGUGGGCUGGGGGCCUGCGGCGACGACGGUCAGCUGCGAGCCACUCGUUCCGCCUGUCCCAGCGACCCAGCCUGUGGUGAGGCUCCUACGGAGCGCUCGCCUGAGGAGAAGCGAGAGAUCCGGAGCUGUGUCCAGUCGGCCGUCCAUGGAGGCGGCGGCGGGCCGCAAGCGCGCGUACAGCAUCAUCGUGCCCACGUACAACGAGCGCCUCAACGUCGCCCUCAUCGUCUACCUCAUCUUCAAGCACCUCCCGGAUGUGAACUUUGAGAUCAUUAUUGUGGAUGAUGGUAGUCCAGAUGGAACUCAGGACAUUGUAAAACAACUGCAGCAAGUAUAUGGUGAAGAUUUUGUUCUACUGCGAGCUAGGCCAAGGAAGCUAGGACUUGGUACUGCAUAUUUACAUGGAUUAAAGCAUGCCUCAGGGGAAUUUGUCAUUAUCAUGGAUGCAGACCUAUCUCACCAUCCAAAAUACUUGCCAAGCUUUAUUAGGAAACAAAAGGAAACUGGGGCUGACAUUGUAACUGGCACACGGUAUGUUAAGAAUGGUGGUGUCCAUGGUUGGAAUCUCAUGCGCAAGCUGACUAGCAGAGGUGCAAAUGUUCUUGCACAAACGUUACUACAGCCUGGAGCUUCAGAUUUAACCGGAUCAUUUAGGCUAUAUAAGCGAGAUGUCCUGGAAGACUUAAUCUCCUCAUGUGUCAGCAAGGGCUACGUGUUCCAGAUGGAGAUGAUUGUUAGGGCUACUAGGAAAGGUUAUCACAUUGAAGAGGUUCCAAUAACAUUUGUCGACAGAGUAUUUGGAAUUUCAAAACUUGGUGGGUCCGAGAUAGUUGAAUAUUUGAAAGGCCUUGUUUAUCUGCUGCUCACAACAUGAUUGAAGAUAUGUAGUAGGCUUCUGGUUUGUGGGUACAACCGUGUUAUAGAGAAUUUUACUGAUGUGUUAUUAUUGCAGCUUGAGCUGUAUAUCAGUACAAUUACGCAUGUUUCUAGUGGGUGGAUUAUUGUACUCAAGUCUUGCUUUCUCUGUACAUUUUCUCACACAACAUAGCGCCCCUCCUUUCUGUUGACUUCCAGUGCUUCUUUUAACUGUUUGUAAUUCUGUCAUUGUGUGGCAUCACCCCCCUUGUUUUCUGAAGGGAACCGGCUGUAUGUGUCUACAUAGAAACUGUUGCUGGA